Molecule: messenger RNA, 1034 nt
Organism: Carassius gibelio (silver crucian carp)
Lineage: Eukaryota; Metazoa; Chordata; Actinopteri; Cypriniformes; Cyprinidae
Product: transcription cofactor vestigial-like protein 1
Exons: 4
Coding region: 145-768 (207 amino acids)
Biological process (GO): regulation of transcription by RNA polymerase II
Cellular component (GO): nucleus
Source: RefSeq, a predicted model, not a curated record
CAAAGGGAAACGAUUAAACUGUAGCGUUUUCAAUUCUCGCGCAAGAGCGGAUAUUUCGCCUUUGUAUGAUCAGUGUAACUGAAGCGUGGGAGCGUCUGAUUUAACACUCGAGAAUUCACGCCUUUUGCACGUACCAGAUCAGUGAUGGAGGAGGGUCUAGGGAACCCUGUGGCUAAGAAGACUAAAGAGGAGUCUGGUAGUGUCCUUCUCACUUACUUCCAAGGAGACAUCAACAGCAUGGUGGAUGAACAUUUCUCCCGUGCUCUGAGUCAAGCAAAUAAACCGAAGGAGGAAGGCUCCAACAUCAAAAGAAAUCAUAAAGUUGCUCAAACAAAUGGACUUUCAAGUCAAUGGGAAGCAGAGUCACAAGCCAGGUUUCAGUCCUUGUUUCCUCCGGAACAUCUCCAGCAAGGAACAAGCAGGGAGGUUCAAUCCCACCAUCACAUGCCACCAAAUCACCCUGCAAACAGUGCUAUUCUGUGGUCAGGGGAUUCCAGGCAGGGAUUGAGUGUUGUACUGCCCCCCAUGAUGUACCCCUCGGCUGUAUCCUCUGGUGGUUUGAUGGUAGCAGAACAUCAGUACUCUAAUUCAAUGUUAAAUUUCCUCCACAACGAUCACCCUGAUGUGGGCACAGUAGUGCGACCCUCCUCCAAACAAAACCUUGCAUCUGGAUGGACCAAGUAUCCUGGAUUUGGCGAUCAGAUGACUGAUAUGAAUCUUAAUUCUGGUGUACAGGCGACUGAGAAAAAGGAUCUUUUUUGGAUUUAACAAGGUUAUUUGAGAUUUAAAAGGAAGAACAAAGAAGUCUUUCAUCACUUUUUCAUCGUUUAACUGAACAAGUGACUAAUGGACCUUGCAAUGCUUCACCUGGAGGCGUCUGCACAUCCAACCUGUUCAGAAACAAGCUCUUCAUGUACCACAGCACAGAAGAAGAUUGUACAAGAGAUUGGCCUCAGGCUCUGUGGUUAAAGACGUUUUACACGCACACAGGAACACACACUAAAUCUAUGUUUUACAUACAUACAUACAUUCAU